Molecule: messenger RNA, 2938 nt
Organism: Manduca sexta (tobacco hornworm)
Lineage: Eukaryota; Metazoa; Arthropoda; Insecta; Lepidoptera; Sphingidae
Gene: mthl5
Product: probable G-protein coupled receptor Mth-like 5
Exons: 8
Coding region: 214-1737 (507 amino acids)
Biological process (GO): cell surface receptor signaling pathway
Cellular component (GO): membrane
Molecular function (GO): transmembrane signaling receptor activity
Source: RefSeq, a predicted model, not a curated record
AAUGUCAAUGUCAAAAAUUUCGGGAAACCCGAAACCCGACAAACUGUGCUUUUUCUAAUUUAUUUUAAUUUUAUAGUGGAAGAACUUUUCAUAGUCCAUUAAUUCGCUUCAUUUACAGACCUACGGUGUUACAGUACAGACAAUCAUGUGUAAAAUAUACUCUUUGAGAUUUACUUAAGUUUACAUGUGUUUUAAACUUUGCUACAAUAUCAAAUGAUAAAAAAUAUUUUUAAACUUUUUACAAACAAGAUGCAUAGUGUUUUUGUGAUUCUGUAUUUAAUAACGCUACCAAAGGUAUUUGAGGCUAAGGUCGCCGAUUCAGAUCUAAAUGAAGUGUCGGAACGACAAUACGCAGUGAAGAUAAAUAAAUGUUGCGAGCAUAACGAACUAAUGGUCGACUCGAUCUGCAGAUUGGUUAACAACUAUAAUCAAAGUGUAUGGGUGCCUCAAUUCAAGACUGAAGAUGGAAAAGAUUCAAAGGUGAAAUUUUAUAAUUACACAUAUGGUUUGCCAGAUUGUGAAGCAACUCAGUGGAGAUCUAUAUUAGAUUUUGGAAAAUCAGAGGAUGAAUUAAACCUAUUAACCGAUGGCCGCUUAAGACAUCUCAUCCACCAUGAACAUAGCACUGACAGUAUGAAAGAGGAGCCACAGCCUUCUAAUCCUUUUAGUUUACAUGAAAAUAUUCCUAUACCAGAGGAGAAGGAACCAGCAUCAUACAUUCAUGUGCAGAAUAAAUAUUGCAUGGACAAGAUUCUCAUUACUAACACAAGCAUGGUAGGAAUCUAUGCCCAAGUGUGUAUACCAGAAGUGAAGGCAAAUUGGAAAGAUUUUAAUUUUCUCAUGAAGAAAGUACUCAACCCCAUAUUCCAUGCUAUUGCGAUGGUCUUGUUCCUUAUUGUGGCCAUAAUAUAUUUUGUUUUGCCAACCUUACGAGAUUUACCAGGAAAUAUUAUUACCACAAUAAAUGUGUGUUUGAUAGUGAGUCAAGCAGCUGACUUAGUAAGAAUUUUCACUGAAUUUAGUAACCAUAUCAGCUUUAUGAUAACUGACAUCAUUCUGUACAUCAGCCUAUUGGCGGCUUUCUUUUGGCUAAACAGUUUCGGUUUUUACAUUUGGAAAACUUUUAACAAUGUCAAUUUUAGAUCUAGGAAUGUGUUUCUCCGAGUGACUGACGUGCGCAAAUACUGUUACUACUCGUGCGUGGUGUGGUGCUGCGUCACCGUCAUGGCAGCUAUGGCAAUUUGUGCUCACUUCCUCUUGGAUAUGGGCACUAAUCCUUACAGAAAGACACGGAGACAGUUUUCUUCAUCUGUUUUUGUUGAUGAUGCCGAACAAGAGACAAUCGGAUUACUUGGCGUUGCGAUAUUUUUCACACCAGUUGCAUUUACCAUAAUUUUCAAUUUGUUUUUCUAUAUAACGACAUUGAAGAUUAUAAAAAGGAUAAAUAUUUACGGAAGAAUACAUCAUAAACUGAAAGGAUGUUUUAACCUAUUUCUUCAGUUGUUCAUAAUAAUGACGCUGGCAUGGUUAUUCCUACUGAUGUCGUGGCUCAAGUUUGAUGAAUUGGUUUACACUCAUAUAUUUGUAAACCUUCUUCAAGCCAUUUUAAUAUUCUACGUGUGCGUCAUCCGCCAAUCGCACGUCACUGAUUUAUUGCGCAAGAGUUGUUAUGCGGAAGCGGUGCCCACAGGUGAAUGGGGCGACGAAAUGACUCAUAUGAACGGUGGUAAUUACUAAUCUCGAUUUUAAAUAACGAAAUCGAAUAUACCAGUCACAUGUGUGGUACGAAUAGAACAAAGAUUAGAAUCAUAGGUGCACAUUGACAGCUAUAAAGUAAGUGAGUUUUAGUAUAUGUGGCAAUAAGUAAUUGGUUACAUAGUAACAUUUUCCAUUGACAAUGUUCUGUGUAACAUAAACUUCUAAAGUCAAAGCAAAGCCUAUGGCAACAAUGUAUAGUAAACAUUUUAGAUACAACCUAAAAUAAUAUGGCAUAGCCUGUAAAUGAUACCUUUAACAAAAUAUUUAUAGUUUAUACUUAUUGUGCUUCAGUGCAUUAAUGAUGGAAUGACUUCGGGGAUAUAAUUUUAUUGCAUUUCUUAUUUAAGCAACAUAUAUCAUUAUUUAUGCUGAUUUGAAACCAUGAUUUACAUUCCACCAAGGAAACUAUCAUAUCAAUUUAAAUGGUAAAUUUUUAUAAUGUAUCUAAUGCAUUGGUGAAAUAAAUCUCAUAUUGUAAUCUCCAGUGGUGUGUUGGAGUUAGAUAUCAUAUAAUGUGUAUUCUAGUGAAAAUGUAGAUUAGAUUUUUUGCGUAUUGAUGUAGGUGGUGCCUUUGCUCCAUUUUUUAUUUCAACGUUUUCUAAUUUUACAAGUUUACAAACUAAAGUGCCUUCAAAUUGCCUCAAGGUAUUAGAACUAACUGGAAGUUAAACAAAAAAUAAUAUGUUAAGCGAUAACAGCAAAACGAAACGUGAUUUAUGAAUUAGAAUGCUCAUAUUGGAUACUUAAUUUUGAUAUAAAAUGAAAUUAGUAAUAAAAAAUCACUUUUUAAUAUUAACAACAAAAUAUUUACUAACAUUUGUAUAAGUGAAAUAUUCCCAUUAAAAUUGAUAACACUUGACAACGACGAGCAAGAUUAUUUAACUCGUCAGUUAGUUCAUAAAAAAAUAAAAUAAGACUGUAUACUAUUGUGUUAUAUUCUGUAAAUGCGCCUAAUUGCCGUCCUUGCUACAAGUGUAUAUUGCAGCUUGUAGGUAGUGGUUAGUGAUUUUGCGUUUUGCUCUCUGCACUAUCACAUUUGUGGAAACAUUAACUAUAAGAUAGAUGUUAAUAUACACGAAAUAUUCUAAGAGUAUUCCUUUAUAAUCUCAGUUUGCAGGUUAAGCAUUUAUUUUUCUUACUUUUUAGUGGAUUUAUUUUCAAUAAAGAUAUUGUAAAAUAC